GGUACCUCCAUUCUUCCCCUUGCAUACAUAUCUAUGAUCAUCUAGUUUCUCCAAGCUUGUUUGAUCAUUUCCGGAUACCCAAGGUUGGCUGGUUUCAACAAUGACCAAAUAUUGGAAGUGUUUAGCUCUUGUUUCAUUGCUAGUUUCAACCUGUGCCAUGGUUUCUGAAAGCCGAGCGGUAAGAAAAGACCUUGGCAUAGACCUGGGAGGGAUUGGGCUUGGUUUGGGUAUUGGGGUCGGUCUUGGACUUGGUGGAAAUGGUUCGGGCUCCGGAGCAGGUGCUGGCUCAGGUUCUGGGUCUGGUUCUCGUUCCAGUUCUAGUUCUAGCUCAUCUUCAUCAAGUUCAAGUUCUGGUUCAGGCUCCGGGGCAGGGUCACAAGCGGGUUCAUCAGCUGGAUCUUAUGCUGGGUCAAGGGCCGGGUCAGGUGGAAGAGGCUAGACUCCAGGUCCAGAAAUAAGGAAGAUCUUGAGCAUCCAGUGCUUGUCAAACUCAACUGGGAAAAAAAAAAAGGUCGGAAUUGCAAGGAAAGUUUUCUAAGUCGUCACCACAAUUUGAAUAUAAAUUAAUAAAUAGAUGGUGACUUUACUUUCUUUCUGCGUGUUGGUCGGAGUUUUGUGUCAAUUGUUAUGGCAAAAAUCAUUGUCUGCCCAAAAUCUUCCUUUCCAGUACUCUUUAAUUAUGUGUCGCUGCUAUUGCUUUAAUUUGUACUAUUAUCCUCAAUCCGUUUAUGACAAAAGGCAGGACCAAAUCUCCAUGUUCAAACAAGACAGUUUGGAUUUAUGGACUGGUUGAACUCAUAAUUUA
Messenger RNA from Theobroma cacao (cacao), 805 nucleotides. Its product is annotated as glycine-rich protein. The record is from RefSeq and is a predicted model, not a curated record. Lineage: Eukaryota; Viridiplantae; Streptophyta; Magnoliopsida; Malvales; Malvaceae.